AUGGUCCCCUUUCCCCUGGAUACUUGGAAUCAAUUGGGUUCUAAGAGUAUCCGUCUCCGUAUGAGGCACAGACCGGCGACGGUGAAAAUCCCACCAUCAGGCCUAGAUAAAAAGGGCGCUCGCAAUGUUGCUUCUCUACAGGGUCAUGACUAUUUCAGCACUCAUGCAGCCGACCCAACCUUAGCGUGCAAGUUUGACUGGUGCUCUGAAGAUGUUUACCUGGAUGUUGAGCGAUUUAUGGAUGUGAUGGGUGUAGCCAUUAAGGCAGUAUAUAUCAAGGGCCUGCGACCUUAUGAUGUUUGA
Molecule: messenger RNA, 303 nt
Organism: Penicillium mononematosum
Lineage: Eukaryota; Fungi; Ascomycota; Eurotiomycetes; Eurotiales; Aspergillaceae
Product: DUF563 domain protein
Exons: 2
Coding region: 1-303 (100 amino acids)
Source: RefSeq, a predicted model, not a curated record